Pediculus humanus corporis (human body louse) is the source of this 663-nucleotide messenger RNA. RefSeq lists its product as uncharacterized. Gene Ontology annotation, biological process: mitotic cell cycle checkpoint signaling; double-strand break repair via homologous recombination; response to ionizing radiation. Gene Ontology annotation, cellular component: SOSS complex. Lineage: Eukaryota; Metazoa; Arthropoda; Insecta; Psocodea; Pediculidae. The record is from RefSeq and is a predicted model, not a curated record. Bases 1 to 663 code for a protein of 220 amino acids. Gene Ontology annotation, molecular function: DNA binding. The transcript is spliced from 2 exons.
AUGAUUAUGGAUGUCCAAAUAAAGGACAUUCGACCUGGACAGAAAAACCUCAACGUGGUUUUUAUAAUAUUGGAAGUGGGUCAUCCGACGAUAACGAAAGAAAAUCGAGAGGUACGAUCUUGCAAGGUGGCAGACGCGACGGCAUGCAUAAACGUGUCGAUAUGGGACGAACCGGGUCAGCAUUUGGUACCGGGAGACAUAGUCAAAUUGACGAGAGGCUACGCGGCAGUUUUCCGGGAUUCUCUAACUCUAUAUACGGGUAAAACGGGAGAUUUGCAAAAAAUCGGAGAGUUUUGCAUGGUUUUUAACGAACAGUUAAACAUGAGCGAACCGAAUCCGUCACUUUCGGCACAAUAUGCUACGGCGAACAAUUUAUUAGUUAAUAGCAACGGUCCCUCACCGAAUCCGAACAUGGUCGUCACAAACAACGGAUCGAGGCAACCCAUGAUGACGCCGAAUCAAUCGACUCAAUUACCCCCAUCCGGUCCUCAAAUGGUUCAAAAUUCAAUGGGACAACCCAAGACGAACGCGAGAGGAGAUGGAGCAAACAACGGAUCGACCGACAACGGAAACGGUGGUGGUAAAAGUUCCGUUUUGAAUAGAAGCAUGUCAAGGGGCAGAAAUUCGGGUGGACCGAGAAACGGUUCGAGAGAAAGGAGGUAA